Molecule: messenger RNA, 3058 nt
Organism: Coregonus clupeaformis (lake whitefish)
Lineage: Eukaryota; Metazoa; Chordata; Actinopteri; Salmoniformes; Salmonidae
Product: intestinal mucin-like protein
Exons: 19
Cellular component (GO): extracellular matrix
Molecular function (GO): protein binding
Source: RefSeq, a predicted model, not a curated record
GCACCCACUUCAACUGCAGAAGUAACUACACCUACCACUGGUGGAACAACCACCAUUGAAGAAACCACAACUGAGACUAUUUCAUCUACUUCCACAAGGCCACCUAAAGUAGUCACCACUGGCUCAAUUACAUCUUCUACAACAGCUAUCAUUGUGACUUCAACUUCAACAUCACUGACUUCAACUUCAACAUCACAGCCUUCAACAACAAGUACAGGAACAACAGAGCCAGUUGUCAUCACAGGCAUAUUAGAAACAACAACAAAUCCUUCAACUUCACCACAAGUGAUUAUUACACCUACAUCAACAGUAGUCACCACCAGCCAGUGCAUUUGCAAUGUUAAUGGGACACAGUAUCUACCAGGGAACGUAGUGUAUAAUGUGACCGAUGCUUCAGGGUGGUGCUUCACCGCUUACUGCAAAGCAACGUGUCAAGUUGAAGUGGAAUCAAAUCCUUGUCCUUCCUCUACACCACCCACUUUAUCACCCACAACGUCAGAAGAGACCACGACCCCACCACCAACAACUCAAUCCUCUCCAGACUGCACUAGCGUUCAGCCACCAAGAAAGAAUGGAGAAUCUUGGCAGCUGAAUAGCUGUACCACAGCAAUUUGCCAGGACGGCAUUGUUGUCCAGCUACCAGUAAAAUGCAAGCCAGUGGAGCCACUACAGUGUGAGAAUGGCCGUCCACCUGUCAAGGUUUAUGAUUCAGCUGGAUGCUGCUUUACAUAUGAAUGUGAAUGUGUAUGCAGUGGAUGGGGUGGAUCUCACUACAUGACAUUUGAUGGAGUAUAUUACAAUUUCCAGGAGAACUGCUCAUACACCUUAAUGAAAGAAAUCAACUUAAAAUACAACCUUACCAUUAUUGUUGAUAACCACUACUGUGGAAACGCUGACAGUGGAUUCUGUCCUCAGUCCCUUCUCAUUCAUUACAAAUCCUAUGAAGUGAUUCUUACCCAGCAGAGAUCUGGUGAAACAACAGAAAAUGUGGUAUAUGUCAACAGUAAACGAAUCUACCCAGCUUACAGAAUGGGUGACAUUGCUCUAACAAGUACAGGUGUGGAGGUCGUGCUGGAGAUCCCUGAUCUUAAGGUUCAGGUGUCUUACAAGCGGUCAUCAUUUAGCAUCAACCUUCCUUACUCCCUCUUCCAAAGCAGCACAGAGGGCCAGUGUGGUACCUGUGAUAAUUCCCAGAAGAAUGACUGCCAGUCACCUAAUGGUCAGAUACAGAGUUGCUCAGUCGCAGCUAGCCAGUGGCUGGUUCCAAACCAGGACUGUCCAACUCCUCCAACAGCACCACCCUCUACCACCCCGGCAACCCCAAGCACGUCCCCUACCCCCUGCAAGACAGCCAUUUGUGAAAUCAUGAACAGCAUGGUCUUUGAGGCAUGCCAUAAAGCGGUUUCUCCUGACGCCUUUGUUCAGGCCUGUAGAUCAGAUGUCUGCAACAAUGCUAAUUCUAGAUGCUCUAGUCUGGAGGCAUAUGCAUCUGAAUGUGCAAAUAAAGGGAUCUGCAUUGACUGGAGGAAGUCCACCGAUGGAGAAUGUGACCAUACAUGCCCAGACACUAAGGUGUACAUGCCAUGUGGUCCAGCAGUUGAACCAACAUGUAAUACCAGAUAUAAUGAGAAGUAUUUGAACAAUCAAACCCAAAUGACCAAUAAGACGAAGGAGGGUUGCUUCUGUCCAUCUGGAACCGUCUUGUUCAGCACCUACUCUGAUACUUGUGUGGUCUCCUGUGGCUGCACUGGACCUGAUGGCAACCCCAAAAUGCCUGGUGAUACAUGGGAGAGUGUUUGCCAGCAGUGCACCUGUGACAAGGACUCUAUGGUUGUCCAGUGCCAGCCUAUCACUUGCCCCACACCAGCCAUACCCAUCUGCAAUGAAACUGGAUACAGACUGGUGAACAAGACAGAAGGCUGCUGCCAGAAAUAUACAUGUGAGUGCGAUGCACUGCUUUGCCCCAAAAUCAUGAUGGACUGCCAGCCAGGGUGGGAGGCAAUUAUAAGCACGUCCAUCUCAAGCUGCUGUCCAGAGUAUACCUGUGUUCCUAAGGGUGUAUGUGUCUACAAUAACAUUGAGUACCAGCCUGGUGCUCAAGUUCCUAAAGGAACAUGUGAGAAUUGUAUCUGCAGCUCGACCAUGGAUCCUAGCACCAAGCUCAACAACAUUGUGUGCACAAAUAUCUCCUGCGACACUACAUGUUCACAGGGCUUCCAGUAUCAGGCCAUACCUGGUCAGUGUUGUGGGAAGUGUGUACAGACAAGCUGUGUGGUUAAUAUGCCAGAUAACACCAAACACACUAUUCAGGUGAACCAAACAUGGUCACCACCUGGUGACAAAUGUGUGAAGUACACAUGUGAGAAAACUGAUGGCCAAUAUAUACCAAGGGAGGUGAAGACUGUGUGCCCUGCAUUCAGGCCAGAGAACUGUGUCCCAGGCACAGAAAAGACAGAUGCAAAUGGAUGCUGCAAGACCUGCACAGAACGCAGCAAUGUCUGUGAGAUGAAGUACACCACCACUAGCAUCGUCAUCAGUGGCUGUGCGACCGCUGAGCCUGUGGAGAUCAAUUCCUGCUCAGGAAACUGUGGAACCUCUUCCAUGUACUCAGCAGAGGCCAACACCAUGAUGCACUACUGCUCCUGCUGCCAAGAGGCGACCACUAGCCAGAAAGAGGUGGAGCUGAUCUGCCCUGAUGGGUCAAAGGUCAAGCACUCCUACAUCCACGUUGAGUCGUGCGGAUGUCACGUCACAGACUGUGAUGCAGGCACGACCGCCGCCCCUGGGAUGACCAGACAGCGCAGGAGAAGGCGCUAAACGUCUAGGGAGACAACAUGCACACUGAUAUCAGAAUUAUCCUCAUGACAUCGAAUGUUUUAGUCCAAAUUAGUUUUCUUGUUAACUUUUAUUUAAAUGUUCAUGCCAGUGUAUUUCUACAAUCGGCAGCACUUAGUAUUAUGUUCUUAUACCUUCAUUGUAGAAUGAAUGUAUUUUCUAUGAUAAAUGUAGUGGAGAAUCUUUUCUCAUUUGUAGUGAUUAAUAAACAACAGCAACAUCA